This is a messenger RNA of Anopheles gambiae (African malaria mosquito), 1321 nucleotides long. Its product is annotated as 28 kDa heat- and acid-stable phosphoprotein. Gene Ontology annotation, molecular function: RNA binding. The coding region runs from base 248 to 865 and encodes 205 amino acids. NCBI's taxonomy places the organism in Eukaryota, Metazoa, Arthropoda, Insecta, Diptera, Culicidae. The transcript has 2 exons. The record is from RefSeq and is a predicted model, not a curated record. Gene Ontology annotation, cellular component: cytosol.
UGUCACCACGGAAGCUUUUCUGCUCGCUGUCUGUUUCGUUUUCGGGGCACACGUUUGGAGGGCUACGGCACUGUUGGCCAGCAGAAAAAUUGUAAUUUUGGUUGUGCAAAACACUGCUUCCACCCGUCCCACCGAUACACAGUCCGGAACUCCAGCAAGGUGGUGCAGCCGCCCGCUUCCCGUUUACUGUGAUAGAGCUUCUCGACGCGAGCUUGUUUUCAUCCGACGCCAGUGCAAAUUCGCAACCAUGCCUCGAGGAAAGUACGUUAAUCACAAGGGGCGCAAUCGCAACUUCACCAACCCGGAGGAGCUAGAAGCGCAGCGCAAGAAGGACGAGGAGGAGAAGAAAUGGCGCAAGACGCGGGAACAGGACUCGGACGAGGAUGAGGACGAGGACGGUGAUGGGGAGGAAAACGACUCUGACGAGUCGGAAUCGGAGGAGGAGGAAAAUGCCAAGGGUGCGGCGGGUGUGAUACAGAUACAGAACCCGAACCGGGUGGCGAAAAAGUCCCACCGGAAGGUGGAGGAGGUGGCCGAGGACGAUGAACCGCAGCUGACCCGCCGGGAGAAGGAGGAGCUGGAGAAGCAGCGGGCAGCGGCCGCCUACCAGAAGCGGCACGCCGAGGGCAAAACGGCCCAGGCGAAGGCGGAUCUCGCCCGGUUGGCCAUCAUCAAGCAGCACCGUGCGGAGGCGGCCGCAAGGCGCGAGGCGGAGAAGAAAGGUAAGUGCUCUCUCGGUCUCGCUCUCGUCGGUCGCUGUGUCUCACGGUGGCGAAAUGUUAUAAUUAACUUUUAUCCUUUCCUUUUCUACCGCCAUCACAACACCCUCCGCGAUCUCCACCAUCAGAGAAGGAAGCCAAAAUGAAGAGCGGCGCAUCAUAAGCGCUUAUCAUCGCCGCGUAGCUGUGCAGCUGUAGGUUAACGAGACGUACGAUUCAAUUCAAAACACGUGUGUAAUUUUGGGGUCGCGAUUUUGUUCAUCGCGAUCGCGAUCUGCAAUCCAGUUACGAUACUUUUGGUUUGUUCUGUUCGGCGCAGAAUGAGUGCUUCCCGUGUGUGUGUGCACUCUCCCGUCCUUGGAGCCAUGUCAGCAAGACAACAUCCCUUCCUUUAAAUGUAUCCCUUCUCCUCCCUUAAUAUCCCUCUAACUUCCUUUACUCUCCUCUCUCUCUCUCUAGUUGGAUAAGUUGAGAAUGUAGCAAAAAAAAGAAAUUUUUCUGUUUUUGCACCCCACUACAAUUCCCCUGUCCUACUGAGAGUGUUGUAUAUCGAUAUAUGCAGUAAAUUUAUAUUUAGAGAUAAAUAUAAAACUCCAAUCGGC